Messenger RNA from Caenorhabditis remanei, 798 nucleotides. RefSeq lists its product as uncharacterized. Gene Ontology annotation, molecular function: protein binding. The transcript is spliced from 4 exons. The coding region runs from base 1 to 798 and encodes 265 amino acids. Lineage: Eukaryota; Metazoa; Nematoda; Chromadorea; Rhabditida; Rhabditidae. The record is from RefSeq and is a predicted model, not a curated record.
AUGGCAACAGCAAACCUCAGUCUGCCAACGACAUCCACUCCAAUAAUGAUCGGAGGUCAAGAAUGUGAUUUGACCCUUACGAUUGCAAAGCUGAAUUUCAAUGGUACAAACUACUUAGGUCUUGAGGUCAAAUAUAACCACUUUCUUCCUCCCGGGUGCUCUUGUGAAUACACGACUGAGGUCAAUGUGAUGAACAAAAAGUUCAUUCUAAAACAUUAUCGUUACAAAAACGAUCGGAUGUAUCUUCCGACGUUUAUGAAAUGGAACGAUGUGGUGAAUAUGAUGGAUACGGAGUCAUCGAUUCAUUGCUCUGCCCGAGUUAUCGACUUCAAACGAUUUGAAAGUGUGGAGCGGAUAAUUUCCAACCGUACCUACCACGGAACAAGUAAUUUGAGAAAUGUUAGCUGCGUUGAUUUGACAAUUGUAGUUGGGAGAUACAAAAUCAUGAUGAACAAAGAUUAUCUCAUGGCAAUGUCAGGAUUCUUCAAACAAAUUCUUCAAAACGCGGAUAAAUAUUCGAGACAUGACGAUCUUAUACUCACGGAGUCUAGAGACGACGCUUUUGUCACUCUGAUUGAUAUCUGUCAUCACAAGUUUUGGUGUAAUUAUCACCUGAAAGAUGACUUGUUGGAAAUCGCGAGACUCUACGAAGUUCCGUUUGUCGUUGAGUUUCACAGAAAAUUCUUUGAUGUGGACCCAGAGAUCCCACCGCUGAAUGCUGAUAAAGAAUUUUCGAUGGAAAGAACACUUGACAGGGAUCUCAGCAGACUUCUCACCCGUCAUGUUCGUCACAGCUAA